Pseudocercospora fijiensis CIRAD86 is the source of this 6930-nucleotide messenger RNA. RefSeq lists its product as uncharacterized. The transcript has 4 exons. Gene Ontology annotation, biological process: amino acid activation for nonribosomal peptide biosynthetic process; secondary metabolite biosynthetic process. Gene Ontology annotation, molecular function: catalytic activity; phosphopantetheine binding. Lineage: Eukaryota; Fungi; Ascomycota; Dothideomycetes; Mycosphaerellales; Mycosphaerellaceae. The coding region runs from base 1 to 6930 and encodes 2309 amino acids. The record is from RefSeq and is a predicted model, not a curated record. Gene Ontology annotation, cellular component: cytoplasm.
AUGAGAGGCCCUCAGCUUAGUGGGUCGCUGCCAGACCCAUAUGCUACCAUUCGUGCGGCACUGCUAGAACGCUUCGAAGCGGCACAGCAGUUCUGGGCGGACAGCCUUCGCGGCCUGGAGCGAAGGGAAACCUUUUCCUCGACCUGGUCGUCGGGACACAAGUCUGCGACGUCUGAUAAGCGCCUGGUCAUCACUGCGGAUCUCAAAGACGACCAAUUGGAGAAGCAACUGGUGCAAGUGGAGGAAGACUACGGCAUCAAGCGGAAAAUCUUCUUCGAGGCGCUGUGGGCCAUUGUGCUUCGACAACACACGGGAUCCGACGACAUCGUCUUUGGUGCAGCCAACCAUGCUUGCAGUCUCCUUGACGAGAAGUGCUCGUCCGCCGAUAUCUAUCCCGUGCGCGUGAGCGCUGCAGAGGGCGCGAAAUUUGGCGAUUUGGUCUCGGCUCUUGAGUCGUUCCAUCGGAAAGCCUUCCGCCACAGCUUCCUGGAGUAUGCUGAGAUCGAGCACAUGCUGCCGGGGCCUCUCCCGACCUCCGUCUACUACUCAAAGGCGCCCAUCAGCUUUCAUGGCGACGCGUCAACCCUGCCUCUCGUCCUCAAUAUAUCAUCAGGACAAGCCUUAUCGCUUUCACUCGACGUCAGCUCGGUGCUUGAACGGCGUGAGGCCGAGGUCUUACUGUCACACUUCGUUGCGGCCCUGGACGAUGCGCUGUCCAAGCUAUAUCUGCCACACACGUCAAUUGACGAUAUCAAGAUCGAUUCCCGCGAGGAGCAUGUCUCGAUAUUGCGCACCAAUCGUUCAAAUAAGCGGGAACAUCCAAGCACGAUCGUGCAUCUGUUUGAAGAGGCCGUCAGAGAGUACCCCGACAAGGUCGCCCUCGAAAAUGAUCAGCACGAAAAGCUCACCUUCAGCGAGCUCAACCGCCUUUCAAAUCGGCUCGCGAGAUACCUCGCUCUCAAGAAAGACGACAUUGUCCCAAUCUGCAUGGAUCGAUCGAUCGAUAUGAUUGUUGCCAUGCUUUCUGUCCUGAAGUCUGGGGCCGCCUACACAAUCCUGGAUCCCCAGAGCCCUGCAGAACGUAACCGUCAGAUUGUCGAGGCUUCUGGGGCCAACACGGUGCUUGCGAACCAACAAUACAUGGACAUGUUACCGCGCACAGUCGACGUCGAUGUGGCCAUCGCCCAUUGCUGGCUGCAAUGCCAUGAGAUCGAUGGCUGCAACCUUCAGCUCUCCAUUUCACCCGAGCAAAAAGCAUACAUCAUAUACACCUCUGGCUCUACCGGCAAGCCAAAGGGCGUGGUAUUAACCCAUCGUGCUGCUACCAACGGUAUGGCGUAUCACAGUCUGAAUGGUCGAGAACGGUGGCUCCUCUUCUAUAAUCCGACAUUUUCGGCCGCACAGCGCACGAUGCUCUCAACACUUAUCCAUGGUGGCACACUCAUAAUCGCACCGAAGUCAAGGUUACAAGAGGACCUCGCAUUCUUGAUUAAGGACUUGCGGGUACAGAGCUUGGGUAUCACUCCUUCGGCAUUGUCCACCAUUCGCCCGCAGGACGUGCCAAGCUUAGAACUAGUCACUCUGGUUGGAGAAAGCAUCCAGCAGAGUCUGGUCUCCGAGUGGGCCGAUCAUGUCGAGUUACGAAACACCUACGGUCUCUCCGAAGUGACGCAACUCAAUUUUGGCACUCGCCUGACAUCCACCUCAAACCCAAGGAUCGUCGGUCGACCUGCAGAUACGACCAGUGCCUUUGUAUUGAAACCGGGGAAAACAGAUCUCGCAGCCUUUGGAAUCGCUGGUGAGCUCGGACUUGCAGGCCCACAGCUCGGCAUUGGAUACUUGAAUGAUCCCCUCAGGACUGCAAAGGUCUUCAUUGACAACCCCUUCGGCCCCGGAAAGCUUUACCGCACGGGUGAUCUGGCACGGAUGAACUACGAUGGGUCGUUCGAAAUCCUUGGCCGCAUUGAUUUCCAAGCCAAGAUCGCUGGACAGAAAGUUGAACCGUCUGAGGUCAAUUCUGCUCUCCUCAAGCAUCCCAGUGUUCAAGACGUUAUCACUGUUGCUGCUAACCUGGCGGAUCGCACUACUUUGGUUGCUGGACUGGUCGUCUUUGACGCUGCAGAGUGGACGUCGACUCUUUCCAGUGUCCGCAAACAUGCUGAAGAACAGCUUCCUUCCUACAUGGUCCCCUCUUUCUGGCUGCGGCUUGACGAGAUUCCGAAGAAUAUCAAUGGGAAAAUGGACCUCUUGCGAUUCAAGAAUCAUGUGGAAAGCAUGACCAUGGAGCAACUCAUCCAGGAUGCUUCUGCUCUGGAAGCAGGUAGCCAGAUCGAGGAUGCUGUGGAGACGACCAUCGCCGCGGCGUGGGCCACUCUCGCGGCCCUGCGGAAGGACAGGCUACAGACAACCCUGAAUGAGCUGCUAUCCGAUAUGACCAUUGCAGAAGCCGCCGUGAGCUACGAGAAAUUACCUGGCGACGAGACACAAGAAGAUCCACAGCCAUUCGAAUUGGUCACUGACAGUGCUCUGCGUCGGAGUCUAAUCGAAGACACGAACGUUGUGGACGCGUAUCCAGCGACAGCUUUACAGCAGGAUCUUCUCUCCUCGCUCGGCUCCAAGGAUGAUCCAUACACCUAUCGUCGUGUUUGGGAGGUCUCUGGCCUGGAUCUCGAGAGACUCAAGCAGAGCUUCGAGACUUACUUCCAACGAAGCGAUAUCCUGAAGACAUCGUUCAUCGCACAUGGCAGAUCUGUCUUCCAAACCAUCCGAUCCGACAUGCAACUUCCAUGGACGUGGAGUGAUCGGGAUCUGGACAGCUACCUCGCACAGGACAAGGCAGAACCCUUCAGCAUGGAUGGCCCGCUGUUCCGCAUUUCUCUCCUGUCGCAGCGGCUGCUUGUGGUUUCCAUGCAUCAUUCACUCUUCGACUUCUGGUCGUUCCGAUUCCUGUACCACGACGUUGCAGCUAUCUACUUUGGAUUGACACCAGCUGUACGUGCUCCGUUCAAACGCUACGUCAACCACAUCGCCAAGACCAAUGAUACAAAGACUCGUCGCUUCUGGAAGACGGAGCUCACAGGCGCUGAGGCGACCAUUUUGAAUCCGUAUCCGACGUCGAGUACGGUGAAGCUUGCAGUAUCAAGGCCCAAUGACCUUCAAGACCGGCUUAGAGAGCUCGGGCUUACGCUCGGCGCGGUCCUCUAUGCUGCUUGGGCCAUUUUGCUGUCUAAGCACACCGGCACUUCAGAUGUUACCUUCCUGACGUCUCUCAGUGGCCGGGACACACCAGUCUCUGGAAUCGACAGCAUCGACGGUCCUACCCUUGCAAUGGUCCCGCAACGUACUCAAUUAGAUCCCGAAGCACGACUCGAUGAUGUGGCUCGGGCCAUUGGAGCCCACGUGAGGACAUUGAGCGAGCAUGCGCACUACGGUAUGCGGAAUGCUCUAUCCUCAGCCAAUCUGCAGCAGGACUUAUUCGAUACAUUCCUCAAUGUUCUUGUCUCCCCGGAGGAAGAUCCGGUCACCGAUCGUGUCUUCAAGCGAUUCGGGCCGCCUUGGCAAUGGGACAAUCCUUUCACGACCAUGGAGGUCGAGGAGAGAGAUGGCCAGAUCCUGUUCCGAAUUUCAGGCCGUCUGGAGGAACGUCGACUGCAGUAUAUUCUGGACUCGUAUCUCAUUGCUAUCGACGCUAUUGUUCAAGAGCCAUUGCAAAUGGUUUCUCAGGUCGACAUCAUCGGACCGAAAGAGAAGGACUAUCUGUACAAUGCUCUCAGCAAUCGAAGCACGCUCAGAGUGCCGACUCCGGAGCUGCUCCAUCACCGCUUUGAACAGCAUGCAGUCAAUACACCAGAGGCAAUUGCCAUUGACUGGCAGGCCGAGACGCAGUUGAGUUAUGCAGAGUUGGAUCGACGAGCCAAUAUCCUCGCUCAUCACCUCAUCCAGACUGGCGCUCGUGUUGGAGAUCGAAUCCCACUAAUGCUGGACAAGUCGAUAGACACCAUGGUCGCCAUUCUUGGGGUCAUGAAAGCCGGAGCAGCCUACGUUCCUCUCAACCCAGAGAAUCCGGUCGAGCGCAAUCUCUUCAUUGUGAAAGAUGUCCAAGCCAAAACUUUGAUCGUACACGAGAGAUACUUGGAUUUCUGCUCCGAAAAUGGUCUACCCGCAGUUCUCAUCGAUCAGAUGUCGUUCGACACCGAGAACGUGGAGGCUCCCCAGAUCUCAGUCACACCGGACCACCUCGCGUAUAUCAUCUAUACUUCUGGAUCCAGCGGGAUGCCCAAAGGCGUCAAGGUCCCUCAUCGCUCUGCGGCUGCCGCUGUGACUAGUAUGGAAGAAGCCGAAGGCCGGGGCUCCGGUGAGUGGAGGACAUUGCAGUUCGCCAACUAUGUCUUUGAUGCGUCAGUUCAAGACAUCUUCAACACACUUUCGACGGGCGGAACGCUCUGCAUGGCACCGCAAGACGUUCUCUUGUCUAAUCUAGCGGGCACAAUUCAGUCCAUGAAUGUCAAGCAAGCCAUCAUCACACCCACGGUGGCAAAGCUACUGCAGCCCUCGGAAGUGCCGAGCAUGACCACGCUGAUCGUCGGAGGCGAACCUCUGACCAAAGAUGUCGUGGCUGCGUGGGCUCCAGAUCAUCAAAUUCUGAAUGUCUACGGCCCUACCGAGACGAGCAUGGUGGUCACGACCAAAGAUGUUCAGCGAGGUGAUCUGAUCUCCAAUAUCGGCGCGCCGUUCCCGACAGUCAUGGCUUUCAUUGUCGACCCGAAUGGAAUGUCCCUGGUCCCGUACGGGGCUGUUGGAGAGCUCUGCAUUUCUGGACCCCAGGUGACUGAUGGCUAUGUCAACAGAGACGAUCUGACCUCCGCUGCGUUCGUGGAUGGUUCAGAUCUUGAAGUUGGCAGGCUAUACCGCACCGGCGACCUUGCACGGUGGCUGCCGGGGGGAGAGAUCUCUUGUCUCGGUCGUAAAGACGGACAGAUCAAGAUUCAUGGCCAUCGAAUCGAGCUCGGCGAGAUCGAGGUUGCUCUCGUGAAGACGGGAGUCGUUGAGGAAGCUGCCGUCAUCGUCACAGAAGUCAGUGGCAAGCCGAGCCUGGUAGCUUUCUGUGUCUUUGCUCAAUCCGGCUCCACUGCUAUACAGAGCGCUGAUGAGCAUGCCGAAGACUUCAAACUGCUUCGAGACGGACUGGCAACCUCUGGACUGACGCCCUACAUGAUUCCGAACAUCGUACUCCCUGUCGGGGCCUUGCCCAAGCUGCCCAGCCGAAAGGUCGAUCGGAAAACGCUGAAGAGCCAAGCCGAGCUGAUUGACGCCAGUGUUUUGCGACAAUAUGCACUGUCCCGAGCCGAGUCUGCUCAACAGUACGUCGCGCCUGCAAAUGACCCAGAAGCCAAGCUUGAGCAGCUGUGGAGCAACGUCCUCGGCGUCCCUGCCUCUGAGAUCGGGCGUUUGGCCGACUUCAAGGCCCUCGGGGGUGAUUCCAUCACGGCGAUUUCGCUUUCCAGUGCCAUUAGCAGGGCAGGAUUCACGCUCAGCGUCAGCCAUAUCUUGAGAAGCCCACGUUUGAGCGAGAUGGCGGCUCUCAUGAAGCCGAAGCAGCAAGACGGCAGCAAUGCCGCACGCAGAAAGCAGUAUGCGGUGGGCCCCGAGGUGGAACGGAAGUUGGAAGAGGCUGGCUUGAGCUCGGAAGAUGUCGAAUAUGUUUACCCAGCGCCACCAGGCCAGGCGGAGUUUGCCCGUCAGGGAUCCCGGGAAGAACAGAUGUGGAUGCUCAUGACGGUUCGCCGCAUGCCUGCUGGCACUGACAUGGACAAAUGGACAUCGGCGACAACUCGACUGAUCCAAACCAACGACAUUCUGCGCACAUCCUGGCUCCCCGUUAGCGAUGAGGAGUGGGCAGGCGUCGUGCUGCGCUCUCACACGCCGCAAUUAGAGGUCGUCGAUUGCCCGUCCGAGACAUUCGCCGAAGAGUUCAUUGAAAAAUUCUGGCAAGACCGUUUCGUCUUCGGCAAGCCGUUCAUCAAAUUCGCCUUGCUCAAACAUCCCGACGGCUCGUGCGAUGUCGUGGUGAAAUUGAACCACGCCGUCUACGAUGGCACCUUGUUGCGCAUCUUCGACGACCAUUUCGGAGCAAUUCUCGCAGACCAACCCAUUCCAGAACACGGCCAAUUCCGAGACUUCGCCUUCCACAUCUACGAAUCCGAAAAAGCCGCCUCCUUGAACUACUGGAAACAAACCAUGUCCGGACGCACCCACACAUUCCUCCACUCCACCCCCUCCCCCAAAAUCACAGCCACCACCCGCUCCAUCAUCUCCACCGACCUCGAAUCCCUCGCUUCCACCACCGGCGUCAGUCCCUCCUCCAUCUUCCAGGCCGCAUACCAACUCUGGCUCGCGCGCACCAGCAAAUCUCCCGACGUAAACUUCGACUACCUCCUCUCCGGCCGCAACGUCGACCUCCCCGACCCCAUGACAAUCAACGGCACGCUCGCCAACUUCCUCCCCGUCCGCCACCAACUUCACGAAAGCACCACCACCCUCCGAGAAUUCCUCCAAGCCACGCAAGAGAACUUCUGGAACAUGACCGAGCACGGAAACGUCGGGCUCGACGACAUCUACCGGGCCGCGGGUCUCGAUCGCCACGCGUUCGGGAAUCGCACGUUGUUUCUUUUUCAGCCGUUCGAACCCGCCGGUGCGCCCGACGAGAGGAGGUGGUUGGUUUUGGCCAAGAGUCGGGUCCGGAUGUACCAGCCUUAUGCGCUGGUUGUGGAGGUGGCGAAGGCGGUGGAGGGGAGGCAUAAGUUGGCGGUGAUGUACGAUGAGACGGUGUUUAGUCAUGAGAGGGCGAGGGAGAUUGCGGAGGAGAUUCGGGGGAUUGUGGAGGGGUUUGCGGUGGGGGGUGGGGAGGGGAGGGUUUUGGAGGAGAUUUGA